Triticum urartu is the source of this 698-nucleotide messenger RNA. RefSeq lists its product as uncharacterized. The record is from RefSeq and is a predicted model, not a curated record. Lineage: Eukaryota; Viridiplantae; Streptophyta; Magnoliopsida; Poales; Poaceae. Gene Ontology annotation, biological process: mitochondrial respiratory chain complex IV assembly. Gene Ontology annotation, cellular component: respiratory chain complex.
CCCAAACCCUUUUCGCCUCUACUUCUACUCCUCCUCCCCCCACCCCACCCCACCCAGCCCACCGUCGCAGAAGCACACGCGCAGACAGAUUGGAACCGGAGAGCUCGAUCUGAUAGCACAAGCUUUCGAAUCCCUUCCGGCGGAAGGAAUGGCGGAGGAGAAGGGGACGCUGCAGGCGAUGAGGGGGUGGGUCGUGGACCACAAGCUGCGGGCCGUAGGGACGCUGUGGCUCACGGGGAUCGCGGGAUCCAUCGCCUACAACUGGUCCAGGCCCGGGAUGAAGACCAGCGUCAAGCUCAUCCACGCCAGGCUUCACGCUCAGGCCCUCACUCUGGCUGCCUUGGGUUGUUCUGCGCUUGUGGAGUACUAUGAUCACCAGUCAGGUUCAGGAUCAAAGGUUCACGACUAUGCAAAGCAGUUCCUUCCAUCGGACAGAAACGCCAAAAAGGACUCCGUGUAGAAGAGGCAGCAAGUUAUAAUAUAGGCUUCCAUUAGCUGAUAUGGAAUUUGUUGAUGUUAUUUUCUGAGCAAACAAUCUGGCAUUUCACAUGCCGUUAUCCAAGUUCUGCAGGCUUCCUGUUCUCUGUAUAAGCUACCGAACCAGCAUUUAGAUGCAGCCGUAUGCAAAUCCGUGGGGAUGGAAAUAUGUGCUUUCCUGAACCGUGCAUGAAUGUAAUGAAUGAAAUGUUUCUCUCUUA